Molecule: messenger RNA, 366 nt
Organism: Penicillium antarcticum
Lineage: Eukaryota; Fungi; Ascomycota; Eurotiomycetes; Eurotiales; Aspergillaceae
Exons: 2
Coding region: 1-366 (121 amino acids)
Source: RefSeq, a predicted model, not a curated record
AUGCUGUGUACCCAGCUCUUUGCCACCUUUGGCUCUGCUUUCCAUUAUCCCGACAAGGAUCAAAAUUUCACCAUUUGGGAUACCAAGCAGCAAGAGUUUCGCCCAGCUUAUCGUGUUGAGCCCUCCAGCCCAAAUGAAACAUCCUGUGGUUGCCAUUCAAGACACCGCGAAGACUCGAACUCUGUGGCUGAUAUCACAAUCGACCUUGGCCGAAUGAAGAUUGUCGAGGUCUCGACAGACGACACCACAGCGCGCAUUGGUGGUGGCGCAACUACCAUAACACGCGUGCGAAAGAACUAUAAGAAGCGUUUCUGCUCACCUUCGAUAACCAGUCCAGUUCAAGGUUACCUCUCUGAUUGGCCCUGA